Messenger RNA from Cylicocyclus nassatus, 868 nucleotides. The record is from the annotation of a GenBank genome assembly. NCBI's taxonomy places the organism in Eukaryota, Metazoa, Nematoda, Chromadorea, Rhabditida, Strongylidae.
CAGGUAGCUUAUCCCGAAUUUAUCCUAGAUGAAGAAAAACUCGACCAGUAUUAUGACGGCCUGGAUGUGAAUGAUACUGAUUCGUACAGUGAGAUGCUGGAAAAAGUAGAACGACAGAAGAUUGAAUUUUGGUUCAAAAUGCUUACAAAACCUGCGAGUCAUUUCGAUCUUGAAUCAAGCUCUGCCACUGUGGCCCCUAUCUACAUACCCACAACCAACUCUCUUAGACUUCCCGCUGCUAUUCUUCAAGCUCCUCUUUUUCACCACACUUUUCCCAGAGCUUUGAAUUACGGAGGACUGGGAGCACUUAUUGGGCAUGAAAUUACCCACGCUUUCGACGAUGUAGGUCGUCAAUUCGAUGCUAAUGGCAAUGUUCGUGAGUGGUGGGAUCCGAACACAAAGAAACAAUUUGAAGAUCGAGCUCAAUGUGUAAUCAAUCAAUACGAGGAAAUAGAGAUACCUGGAACUGCUUUCAAAAUCAACGGUAAACUCAGUCAAGGAGAAAUCAUUGCCGACAACGGUGGAGUGAAACAAGCCUAUAAGGCCUACAAAGCUUAUCUGCAAAAACUUGGAAGAGAAGAAGAAAGAAUCAAAUGUGUGGAACAAUUUAGCAACGAGCAAAUGUUCUUUUUGGGCUAUGCUAUGGUCAGAUGUGAGCAUUUCACUAGAGACGCCAUGUUUUUUCGUCUUGUUCAAGAUCCCCACCCUCCAGAACGCUAUGAAGUCAACCAAGUGCUAGCAAAUCAGCCCGAAUUUGCUGCUGCCUUCAAAUGUAAAGUGGGCAGUGCCAUGAACCCUGCUAAACGCUGCGUUGUAUGGUAAAUUCAAAACUACAACAUCAAAGAGACUCGUGUUCUAAAGCCCAUGU